AUGCCACCACGAUUAAAUACUCGAUUGGCAUCUUCUGCUAUUCGUCUCCUCCGUCUUUACUCAACCGACGCCGGUCCUCUUGUUCGAGUUACCAACCUCCAAGCUCCAAAUUCCGGUCAUAUCCGCAUUCUCGAGCUUAAUAGACCAUCCGCGCGCAAUGCUAUAUCAAAAGCCCUCCUAGCUGCCUUACGAGCCGAAGUUGAAGAUAUUCAAUCGCAAUAUACCGUUGAGGGUCAAGAAGUGCCGCCUCCCCCACGAUUUGGAGGAGCUGCUGGUAUAGAUCAGAAAGGGCCUACCAGAGCUCUGAUCCUGGCCAGCGCCGUUGAUGCAAGCUUCUGCGCAGGCGCCGAUCUUAAAGAGCGGCGCGGCUUUACGCAAGAGGAGACCGCACAAUUCCUAGCAGAUCUCCGCGGCACGUUUUCGUCCCUUUCAUCUCUCCCAAUCCCUACAAUUUCAGCCAUCUCUUCCCUUGCGCUUGGCGGUGGUCUUGAACUUGCCCUUUGCACACACUUCCGAGUAUUAGCCUCAUCUGCAACGGUGGGCCUUCCCGAGACGCGACUGGGCAUAAUUCCCGGUGCCGGCGGCACGUAUCGAUUACCAGCAUUGAUCGGACUCCCUCGCGCUAGGGAUAUAAUUCUAACUGGACGGCGUGUUUCUGCCCCCGAGGCGUACUUUUUAGGAAUUGCCGAUCGGUUAGUUGAGGUGCUGCCCGAAGACGAGCGGGAUGGUGUCGCGCAGACCAAUAACGAAGUCGAAGACGGACUACCAACUCGAGCACGAAACGCGGUUCUCUCGGAGGCGGUGAGGUUAGCAGGUGAGAUCUGUGAAGGAGGUCCGAUUGCGAUUAGAUCUGCUCUCCAGGCAGUGAGCUGGGCUAGGGAGGAAAUAGAGAACGCUAUGUACGAGCGUGUGGUGAAAACUGAGGAUCGAGAUGAGGCUUUAGAAGCUUUCAAGGAGAAGAGGAAACCUAUAUUUAAAGGGCGGUAA
Molecule: messenger RNA, 987 nt
Organism: Daldinia childiae
Lineage: Eukaryota; Fungi; Ascomycota; Sordariomycetes; Xylariales; Hypoxylaceae
Product: Methylglutaconyl-CoA hydratase, mitochondrial
Exons: 2
Coding region: 1-987 (328 amino acids)
Biological process (GO): fatty acid beta-oxidation
Cellular component (GO): mitochondrion
Molecular function (GO): enoyl-CoA hydratase activity
Source: RefSeq, a predicted model, not a curated record